Molecule: messenger RNA, 690 nt
Organism: Vanrija pseudolonga
Lineage: Eukaryota; Fungi; Basidiomycota; Tremellomycetes; Trichosporonales; Trichosporonaceae
Gene: TMA22
Product: Translation machinery-associated protein 22
Exons: 4
Coding region: 39-626 (195 amino acids)
Biological process (GO): formation of translation preinitiation complex; translation reinitiation
Molecular function (GO): mRNA binding; translation initiation factor activity
Source: RefSeq, a predicted model, not a curated record
CAUCUACCUUGUCCAUCUCACAAAUAACAAGUCUAACAAUGUCCGUCGCUGGCCCCUCGACCAAGCCUGUACAGGCCUACUACUGCUCGGUGUGCACCCUCCCGACCGAGUACUGCGAGUUUGGACCCUCAGUGUCCAAGUGCAAGACGACGCUCGAGGAGGCCGACAAGGCCGAGUUUGAGCGCAUCUGGGGCGAGGGCGCGCUCGCUGCCCGUAUCGGCACGCUCUCGGUCGAGAAGAACGAGAAGAUCGAGGCGGACGCCGCCAAGGCCGAGCAGAAGGCUGCGAAGAAGGCCGCUGCUGAAGCCAAGCUCAAGGGGUCAACAAAGAUCAUCAUCAAGCGGGAAGAACGCACCAAGCGCAAGGUGCUCACGCACAUCCAGGGCCUCGAGCUCUUCGGAGUCGACCUGAAAAAGGCCGCAAAGCUGUUUGCGUCCAAGUUUGCGACGGGUUCGAGUGUGAGCAAGAACCCGCAGGGACAGGACGAGAUUGUGGUGCAGGGCGAUGUUGGAGACGAAGUUGUCGAGAUGCUCAAGCAGCAGGUCGGAGUGCUCAAGGGUGCACCGGGAGACCAGGUCUCGCGCGUCGAGGCCAAGAAGAAGAAGGAGCCCGAGGCGGAGGCUUGAGGUGUUGGUGUCGAUGUCUAACCAUAUCCUAAUAGACGUAUCUUCAUUGCAUGUCGAUCGAGAG